AUGGUACGCCUGCUGAGGAGCUGCUUGCCUUCAAACAACAGAGUAUGCUUGUCCACUGUGAUCGAAAGCUUGAUUCCGCCUGAAAUCGAUUUGGGUUUUUCGCUUGUGGUCAAGUUUGAUGCAGAUUUGGAUCCAACCAAAGAAGGGUUGUUGUUCUUGGGAUCAGCUCUUUCUUCAUUGAACAAAUGUGUCAGCAGAUUGUGUGCACGAACAUAUGAUAUGGGCAGGAACAGCCUUAAACCAUACUUUCAUUCAGCUUAUGUUUUGUUCUCAGUGUAGGUUUAGCUAUAGGAGUGUUAAACCUCGCAAUCUUUGUUCCCCAGGCAACCUCUUAAAUUCAUUUUCUUGUCUAAUGUCUCACAAGCCCGUAGUUAGUUGGUGUCUGAACAUGGUUUUUGGUUUGAACAGAUUAUAGUGAUGCUAUGAACAUUUCCCUUCAGUUAGUUAGCCUCCAGUUUUCCUAAUCGUUCAGACUUUAACUUUUGCAGUGAUCUCUUCCGGUUUUGCUUUGAAGCUAGACUCUGCAUAAAGCCGUCUAUAAGGUAAAAUUCUCUGUCUAUGUUAAAAGUUUCCUGUUCUGUUUAUGUUUUUUCCGAAUUUUUCUCUUUGAGAAUGGAUUCGAGCUUGAAGAAACACAUAAGAUCAGUUCUCCACUCAGUGAGAUGUCUUUCAACUGGUUUUGUUUUUGUUUCAACAACAAAAUUACUCUGUUAACAAGAUUUCAGAGCCUUUUGUUUUUUUUUUUUGGUUUUUAUCAAACCCAAGAGAUUAGAUAGACAUUCCUCUAAUGUUCUAUCAAUUCUUGUUCUUGUUUCGGGAUAUUGUUUUGGUUUUGUUUUGAUGUUUUUGUUUUUCAAUUCAAACCCAAAAAAGAUCAUAUAUGCAGACACUAAUCUAAUAGUGUUCUGUGAGAUUCUUAUUUGGGAACAUUGUCCCGCUGCCUCUAAAAGACAACGUAAACCAUCACCUUAGCAAGAUUAUUAACUGGACCGAUAAUAUGGGUUGGUAGUGCAUGUCUAAGGAAGGAUGUUAGGGGAUGGCAAAUAAGACCAAACGGCUUAAAAGUCUUCAGACAAAAGACUACAAAUGGGAAAUAGAUCCUUAACUUUUCUACACCCACGGCUUAAGAAAAUCUGUGUUCAAUUAUUUGGAUGGAAAUAACGACCAAAUGCUUGAUGUAAUGUAGUUAAACCAACGACUUAACAAAGUCUCAAGACAGAGACUACAAAUUGAAAGCAGAUUCCUUACUACCAACGGCUUACAAAAGUCUUUAGACAAAGACAAUGGAUCGGUUAUAAGACUUGCUGGAUGUAAUCAUGUAAAACACUACCCACGGC
Thlaspi arvense is the source of this 1337-nucleotide messenger RNA. Lineage: Eukaryota; Viridiplantae; Streptophyta; Magnoliopsida; Brassicales; Brassicaceae. The record is from the annotation of a GenBank genome assembly.